CCCGAUCCCGAUCCCGAUCCCAAUCCCGGCCCCGGCCCAUGUCCCGGCCCGCGGCGCCGCCCGGCUCCCCGCGCCGCCUCGGGGCACUCAGCACGGCGCAGCUCCGGGCCCUGCUGCAGGACGAGCCGCGACUGCAGCGCGCCGCCCGCCUCAGCAGGAAGUUCCAGAGUCUGCAGCUGGAGCGGGAAAUGUGUUUGGCUUCAAACUGCACCCAGGCCAGGGUGAAUCUGUCCCUGCGCCCACGGCUGGAGGAUGGGAAGGCUUCCCUGGCCAUCAAGUACCAGGAGCUGCAGGAGAUCCGAGAGGCAUGUUGGGACAAGCAGCAGCGCCUGGAGGCUUAUCUGGAGAAGUGGAGCCCACAGAGCGCCCUGGACCAGCUCCAAGCCAAGCUUGAUGCCUCUGAAGCAGAGUCAGAGGCACAGAUAAAGCAGUUCCUGGCCCAGGACCUGCCCCUCGAGUCCUUUCUGGAGUCCUUCUGCCAGAGCCGCACACACUCCCACGUCUGCCGGACGCAGCUGGAGAAACUGCAGGAGCUACUGCAGAAGGAUCAGGUGCAGAAGGAUCAGGUGGGCAGGAACGCUGUGGGCCCUGUGGGGUGCCCAGGUACCCCAGCUAGCCUGGCACUAGCCCACCUUGCCCCAUUGCAGAGUGGAAUAGCCCCCAAAGCCUUUGAUCUCUCCUACGGCUUUGUGCCUGCCUUCCUCAUCCCCUCGGAGGCUGUUGUGCCCUUUCCUGUGCCAGCUGCACCUCCCAAGCACCAUCUUCCAGCUCUGGGACAACAGCCAGCAUCUCCCUGCUCCGAAAUUCCCAGCCUGGGCUCUCCCCUACGCCUUGUUGGACACAUCCCCCUGCUCAGUCCCCAGCCCGGCCGUGGGCAGCAGCAGCUGCAACACCAGAAGCAGGAGCCUCCGCACCGGUAGCAGGGCAGGGAUGUGGGAUGUCCCUGCUCCUGUGCCUCCACAGGCCUCGUGCAGGAACACGUGGGCAGGGAACAUGAGGGGUGGUGGGUGGUGUAGGCACAGCUCCAAAGGGCUGUGGGGUCUGUGGGGCAGGCACAUGGGUGGGUGCUCACAGAGGGAUGGAGGUACUUGGUUGGGGCAGGUGCCAUGGCUGGGUAGGGGGUCCUGCAUUUGGGGAACUGCUGGGGGGAGGUCUCUGCAUCCACAGCAAGAGGAACAGUGACAGGAGGUGGGGGUGGGUGGCUUGUAGGGAUGUCAGUGGGCUUAGCUGGGAGAGACAGCAGGGAAAAGAGCACAGGAGCACUGGGUGCCAAAUGCUUCCUAAAUAAAGGCUCUUUCCAUGCUC
Molecule: messenger RNA, 1305 nt
Organism: Corvus hawaiiensis (hawaiian crow)
Lineage: Eukaryota; Metazoa; Chordata; Aves; Passeriformes; Corvidae
Gene: VPS37D
Product: VPS37D subunit of ESCRT-I
Exons: 4
Coding region: 39-920 (293 amino acids)
Biological process (GO): protein targeting to vacuole; ubiquitin-dependent protein catabolic process via the multivesicular body sorting pathway; protein targeting to membrane
Cellular component (GO): ESCRT I complex
Source: RefSeq, a predicted model, not a curated record